AUGAACCACGCCCUUCGGGAGCAUGGGUUGGAAACUUCGAGGCUGCACGGUUUGGAGAUACCGCAGCAUAAAUGCGUCAGUUGCGAUCGUAACUUCCUGGAUCUCAGUCAGUUGGCGGCCCACAUGAAACUGCACGACAAACAGUUACGAUGUCCGCACGAGGGGUGUACGAAUUUAUUUCGCUAUCAUUCUGAAAUGAAGGUUCAUUUGAUCACCCACAGUACCGAACGUCGAUUCCUAUGCGACGAGUGUGGUUACGGUGGCAAAACUCGCAACCAGCUGCUGCGACACCAGCGUUUGCACAGCGGAGAGAAGCGUUACAAAUGCGAUAAAUGUCAGUACACAACAACUCUAGCUGCCAACCUGAGAAGACACGAACGAGUCCACAGCGGCGUCAAACCCUACAAGUGUCUGUACUGCGAUUAUGCAUGCAACACGCAGGAAAAUUUAAGGAAACACGUCCUGAAGACGAAACGUCACGUUGGUAAAUCCGUCUACCCUUGUAAUUUGUGCGACUUCUCAUCCAAUUCAGCCUCUGAUUUUCAACGACAUAUCGAUGUGUCUCAU
Messenger RNA from Helobdella robusta, 567 nucleotides. RefSeq lists its product as hypothetical. NCBI's taxonomy places the organism in Eukaryota, Metazoa, Annelida, Clitellata, Rhynchobdellida, Glossiphoniidae. The record is from RefSeq and is a predicted model, not a curated record. Gene Ontology annotation, cellular component: nucleus. The transcript has a single exon. The annotation marks the transcript as partial.